UAGCUGUUAGUACAAUGCUAUGCAGUAUGCACUAUGCAGUAUGUUUUUCGUUAUAAGAACACCAUGUCAUGAGUUCAAACGUUCCGUUUGACAGGUUGGACUAUAUUUUAAAAAAAAAGUGAAGAUUAUUUUACUCGAUCAAAUAGUAGACCAUUCAACAUGGACGGGGACGACUUUAUAGCUGGUCACCAGGCCAAAUUCGAGGAUGAAUUUGAAGAAGAAAUAUAUGAUGAAGACAAGUAUGAUGCUCUUAAUGAUGAGACUUUUGGAAAUGAUAUGUCAGAUGAUUGGGAAGCUGACCAUGAACAAUAUGCUAGAAUUGAUGAAGAAACAAAAAAACGAUGGCCUGAUACUGAAUUAAAUGGUGAUUAUACAGACUCGUUACCUUCCGAUAGUAUAUUCAACGAUCCAAUAAAAUCACUACCUGAUUUAGAAAGAGAAUUAAGACAAUUAAGCACGUUCAGUCAACAGUAUGAUAUUCCACCGAAUUUGCAGUAUCAAAAUAAUUUAAAUUUUGUUCAACAAAAUUUUGGUAAUGUGCCAAUUAAUGAUUGUGGCCCAAUUAGAAGACCCAUUCCACUUCAUGGUUUUAAUCCAUUAUCACGGAAUAUGUUCAAUCCGCCACCAGGGUUCCACGAGGCAAAUAGCCAUUUUGAUGGUGCUGCCAUUAAAUCACAAGUUAUGUCAUCUGCAAUAAGUGUAGCUGAUUUAGAAAGACAAUUGAUUGAAUCAGCAAAAGUACUGCCAUCUCAAUUCUCACAACUACCACCGCCACCAGCAGAAAUGAAUGCUAGAAAAGUAUUUGUACCAAUUCCACAAUAUUUUAAACAGAAUUACAACAAAUACAACUUACCUACCUUUGUUCCCCAUUCAAAUUCAAUUUUUCAACACCUUCCUCCUCCACCAAACAUAGGAAAUGUUAAUAGACAUCAUACUAAUAUGACUUUGGAACAACAUCAGUAUCAUAAAACAAAUGACUAUAUGAUUGAAGAGCCUCAUGAUGACGCUGCAGGAUUCAUGACACUCAGAGAAAAGCAUUGGUUAGCCGGCAUACAGACAAUUCAAUUUAAUAACAGUAACCCACUAGAAGAUGACUUCUAUUUCACAAUGUACCAAAAGCGACACCAUGGAUCAAGUGGUAUAAAAUCGAAUAAUAAUUCACAUCAGCCUGAUUUGCAAUCUAAAUCCCACAAUGCGUAUACUCCAUUGCAUUUUGAAAACUCGCUAGGAAAAGUUCUGAUUGGUAGUGUAAUUGCUCCCAGAAAAAUAAUUGACAUAGAACUUAAUGACUUUACACCUUCAUCAUCUCCUUCAAGUCCGUUGAAUCCUACAACCAACACUACACGGACCAUUGUUGCACAGAAAAAAUCCAAACAAAUUCUUUUAGAAAUUGAACAGAUGUACAUACCCUUAUUGAAAAUAGAACAAACUUAUUAUGCAAUAAGAAACAAGUAUCAAGCGACGCCUUCAGUGCAAGAGUACAUUAAUGAACUAACGGAAAUUUUAACUAACCAUUUACACAAUUUAGUAGCAUAUGCGACAAUAAGGAAAGGAAAACAAUUGGUGCACCGUAUUCUGCCUCACCUUAAAAAUCCAUCAUUUUUAUGGAAUGCAUUUUUCGGGCCUUCCAUUUGUACAAUUAUGAUGAAAGAUAAUGAGGAGCAGCUAUUGUUACUGUUUUUACCAUAUAUUAGGCAAUGGAUAUUUUGUUUGUGUCUCGGUGAGAUGAACAAAGUCACAGAAUGUUUAAUGACAAAUCUAUCAUUUGUAUUAAAAAAUAUUUUUGGUAUAUCGGUAAUUGCAAAUAUGAUUGAACGAGCAGAAGAAGUGCGUUUAACCACAGAGCCAGAAGUACUAGAACAAUGGAGUAUGUUUAUGAGCCGUGUCAUUUGGUUAAGCUCUGAAACCCUUGUAGAGAGACCAGUCAUUGGAUUAAACAAAACAAUUAUUGAACAACAUCUAACUAAUUUGCCAUUCGACCAAUCGAUCACUGUUGCAAAAAUUAAUAACUUGAUACAAAGACUAAGUUUUUUGGGUGACACAUCAAAGAAAUAAUUUUUAAUAAGUAGAAAAAAAUAACAACUUUCUUACGAACAUUUAAACAUUAUUUUAAACUAAUAGUUUUUUCCACUUGCAAGUGAAAAAAACAACGAUAACUUUUUUAGCUUGAUAUUAUAAUGAUAUUAUGGACCUUUAAAUAAAAUUCAUGGUAUCAUUAUACCUCCAUUUUUCCCAUACCACUUUUCUUAGAGGUUUCAGCUUUUUUAUGUGUAUAUAAUAAACAUUUAAUGACAAUUUUUAAAUGACUGAAAACUAAAUUAUGUUGUAAUGCACUAAACGUUUAAGGUUCUUUAUUUUAGUUUUUAAACCAAUUAUCAUCAUGUGACAUUAUACUUUUUUAUCAUUUAAUUUAUUAUUUUUGUUCCCAACUUUUAGCAAAUGCUUAGUAUAAUAUGACAUGAUUUUAUCGUUGAACUGUUAGUAAAAAAAAUAUCUUUUGAUUAUGUUUAUUAAUGUAUAUUAUUUUUGUAAACCAUAAAUGAACAUUUUUGAACAUAAAUGAACCAAAUGAACAUUUUUCAUUUUUAAAUAAACCAUCACU
Molecule: messenger RNA, 2602 nt
Organism: Adelges cooleyi (spruce gall adelgid)
Lineage: Eukaryota; Metazoa; Arthropoda; Insecta; Hemiptera; Adelgidae
Gene: Patr-1
Product: protein PAT1 homolog 1
Exons: 14
Coding region: 160-2055 (631 amino acids)
Biological process (GO): deadenylation-dependent decapping of nuclear-transcribed mRNA; P-body assembly
Cellular component (GO): P-body
Molecular function (GO): RNA binding
Source: RefSeq, a predicted model, not a curated record